This is a messenger RNA of Phaethon lepturus (White-tailed tropicbird), 858 nucleotides long. RefSeq names its product nudix (nucleoside diphosphate linked moiety X)-type motif 14 (gene NUDT14). The transcript has 6 exons. Bases 1 to 858 code for a protein of 285 amino acids. Gene Ontology annotation, molecular function: metal ion binding; UDP-sugar diphosphatase activity. Gene Ontology annotation, biological process: ribose phosphate metabolic process; nucleoside phosphate metabolic process. NCBI's taxonomy places the organism in Eukaryota, Metazoa, Chordata, Aves, Phaethontiformes, Phaethontidae. The record is from RefSeq and is a predicted model, not a curated record.
AUGUGGGAAACAGGGAAGGAAAAUCCCUUUACUUGUCAUGUUUAUGAAGAAAUCCCUUUCCUUACCAUGUUUAUAUCAACAUCAGUCACCUUUCAGAGGAUCCCUGAGAACUGGUACCUGGCCGAGUGCUGGCAUCUGCGCGCCACUGAAGCCAGGGAGCGCGGCUGCGCGGGGGGAAUGAGGAAUGCUGCCGCCGAACAGCUGCGCCGGGAGCCUGCCACAUCGCCAGCCCUGGCCACAGGAGCUGGCCAGUUCCUAAAGCAGCCACCAACAGAUGCAGUGUGGAGGAGCCAAGUCUCCUUCAUUGGUCCGAGUGUGUCAAUCCUGAUCUUUAAUACUUCUCGUCAGUGCUUUGUUGUGGUGAGGCAGUUCCGCCCAGCUGUUUACAUGUGUGAAGUAGAAAGGCAUCAUCCUCAAGCCUUUCAGCAUCAGGACAAGGAGAGCUUCUCUCGCCUAGAGGAUCCCUUACCUGCUGUGGUAGGAGUGACCUAUGAACUCUGUGCUGGCAUUGUAGACAAACCAGACCUUUCUUUAGAAGAAAUUGCAUGUGGCGAAGUCUUAGAAGAAUGUGGCUAUCGUGUUCCCGUCACAGACCUAAGGAGGAUCACUUCUUACAGGUCUGGAGUUGGUGUGACAGGCUCUAGGCAGACGUUGUUUUAUGCAGAAGUAACAGACCAGAUGAGAGCUGGUGAAGGAGGUGGCCAGCCUGAAGAGGGAGAGCUGAUUGAAGUUGUAGAAAUACCUUUAGAAGAUUCCAUGAAGUUUGCUUAUGAUGAGACUCUCCCCAAGACAAUGGGUGUCAUCUUCAGCUUCAUGUGGUUCCAAAACAACAUAGCACCCAAGCUACUGAAAAAAUAA